This is a messenger RNA of Mesocricetus auratus (golden hamster), 3218 nucleotides long. It is a transcript of the gene Btbd18, whose product is annotated as BTB domain containing 18. Gene Ontology annotation, biological process: positive regulation of transcription elongation by RNA polymerase II. The transcript is spliced from 4 exons. The coding region runs from base 460 to 2637 and encodes 725 amino acids. Lineage: Eukaryota; Metazoa; Chordata; Mammalia; Rodentia; Cricetidae. Gene Ontology annotation, molecular function: protein binding. The record is from RefSeq and is a predicted model, not a curated record.
CCCGAUUUCGGGCCUCCACUAGCUCCAUGCCCCGUUCCCAGAAACCCUCGCGCCGAGUGUCCCUCCUCAGAGGAGUUGGGCCCUGGGGUCCAGAGCGUGCGGGGGUGUGACCUGCUUUGCAGGGCCUGCCUCGUGUGACGCCUCCCCGCUAAGCCCCGGUCCCUUGUCUUUGGACUAGGAGGGGAAUCGCAGAGGCGGUUGGCCCACCCGCGCUGCUUUGCGCAGCCAAGCCUGGACAUUAGGAGGCAGCUGGACAACAGGAGCAAACCCGCUGCCAGGACGACUCCAGGCUGGGCCUGAGCACAAGGCUAGGCAUUGGUGUUUUGCAACAGUUUUGACGUGAACUAUUUGGACUCUUCAGGGCUACCUGACAGAAAACGCCGUGAUUGCACCAGAAAAAGAACACACCGCUGUGCAGAAUCUGAACGAGAAAACCUAGGUUUAUUAAUCAAAUACAACAUGUGCUCUCCUGCCAGUUCCAAAAUCCUAUACAGGAAUCCCCGGUUCCUCCGGGUAGCUUUUCUGCAGCUUCAUCACCAGCAGCAGAGCGGUGUGUUUUGUGAUGCCCUUCUGCAGGCAGAGGGUGAGGCUGUCCCAGCCCACUGCUGCAUCCUGUCUGCCUGUAGUCCCUUCUUCACAGAACGCCUGGAGCGGGAGAGGCCAGUUCAGGGUCGGAAGGUGGUGCUGGAGCUGGGAGGCCUAAAGAUCAGGACACUUAGGAAGCUGGUGGAUUUCCUGUAUACUUCAGAGAUGGAAGUAUCUCAGGAAGAAGCCCAGGAUGUGCUUUCUGCUGCCCGUCAGCUCCGAGUAUCUGAGCUGGAAACUCUUCAGCUAGAAGGUGGGAAGUUAGUAAAGGCUCCCCAGGGCCGAAGACUAAACAGAGAGUGCUUACAACCACCAAUCUCUGCCAGAGUGGUAGCACCCAGCCGCCGCCCUCGAACUCCACUGCCUGUCGCCCAGACUCCUAGUCCUCUUGGAGCAGUGAGGUUGAAGUCCUUAGGGGAAGAAGAGGGACCUCACAAAAAGAGCAAUUUACCAAAUGUAGAUAGCUUAUCAGACACCCUUCUCUUCAAGAAGAAAGCCAGGGUUUGCUUGACUCAAGAAAGAAGCUCAUCUCCAUCAAGCCAGAGAGAGGGGUCUAAGGCGAACAAGAGUGACCCUGCUCUAGGUCCUACAGCACUUUCCCCUCCCAGCUUGUACCCUUCUUCUGUGGAUGAGCAACUGUUGCCCAGAAAGAUCAGGCUGAGUCGCUCAAAACCAUCACCCCAUGUCUGUACAUCUAAGCCUUCCAGCGUUUUAAGUGGUCCCAGUCCAGUGCCCACAGCCCCUGGCCGGCGUCUUUGGAGGCAGAGAAGUGUAAGUAAAGCAGCACAGGGCGUGGACAAGCAGAAGCCAGGGGAAGUCAGACCUCCACAGAGCACUCCAGACCCACCCGAUGUUAGGAAGACGGGUGGGAGCAAGAAGCAGAGCCCUGAAUUCAGAGCAGUCACCUCCAACUCUGUGGAGGAGGGGCAGGUUGGGAGAGUAAAACUUAGGAAGAUUGUCAAUGGUACCUGCUGGGAGGUGGUACAGGAGCCUCCCCUCAGAAACACUCAAGAUAGCCCCCAGAUCCUAGAACCCUCAGGUGUAGAAGAGCCUCCAGGGACUUUGUUGUCCCCAGUCAAUGAGCAGGAAACACCUGCUAGAUUACAACUGGGUCAGGACUCCCCAGAGAGCCCUAGGCUACAAGACAUUUUGCUUUCCGCUAGCCACUCCCCAGACCACCCUGUGGCAAAGUCAGAGUUUGGAUCCAGUCCAAUGCUGAUGGGGAAGGAACCUGUGUUGAACAUUGACUGCAGAGAACCUUACACAUUUGACACAACCCUGCUAGGCCAGCCCUGUGAAGCUGAGCAGUAUCGAAUCACAAGUGCUGCAGCCACCAGUGAGCUGGAAGAGAUUUUGGACUUCAUGCUUUGUGGCUCAGAUGUUGAGCCACCAGUAGGAUCUUUGCAGAGUCCUGGGGCAGAAGGCUGUAGAACCCCGAGUUAUCACCUGUCAGAAACAGGAAAGAAUUGGAUUGAAGGGGAAGAAUGGUGUUUGCCAGACUUGGAACUCUGGCCCAGAGACCUAACAGGAUUGGAAAAGGAACCUGUUGGUGAGAACAAAGAGCCAGUUGAACCCUUUAGUCCCCUUGUCUUGCGCUCUGAAAACACAGAAUCAAUUGAGCACCUUAGCCCCCUUGUCAUGCCCUCUGAGAUGAGUAGAGAGGCACUUUCACUGAGAAGCUCUUGGCCUGCAGACCUCGAAAUUACCAGCUCCCAGCCACUGGAUGGUCAGGGAGAAAAACUUCUCCACCUUGACUCCCCUGACUCUUCCCAAAGGUCUUAUAGGGAUAUCUCACUUCCGUGCUCAAACUGGGCAGAGACGGGGCUGGAAGUAUCUCUAGGCAUGAAUGAAGUAUUGUAUCCUGCUCCCAAGGCAGUUAGGGAAGUGUCUGCUAACCCUGAACUGCUGGACCCAUUUCCUGGCAGUUCUGAAGAUGAAGAGAUUGAUGUGGUAGACUUGACAAUGGAAGGUAAGCUAGGGCCCACUAGUGUUCCCUCUGUCUGGCCCGACCCUUCCUCAGAGUCAGAAACAGAGGUAGAUAUACUAACAUAGUGGAGGGGAGGGCAGGUUAGAGCUUCUAGGAGGGUGACAACUGUUGAUCAGCAAAAGGCUUUCUUAGCAGAAAAGCAAGCACGUCUCCUCUCAGCACUGAUCCCCUACUGAGGUUUGUGCACCAGGCAGAAGUCAAAUGGCAAUACCAUGAAUAGAAAAUUAUGAACUUGAGCUAUUUCUUUGUAAUCCAUUUUUCAGUGACAAAAUAAUUGUGGUCCCCAACUCUAGUUAAGAUAUAGGAAUAGUUAAGACCUGAUAGUCAUUGAAAACUCAGGAAAACUUAGAACACUGUUUGUGGUUGGGUUCUAUUUAAAGAUUGUUUGCAAAGGAAUGAAACUAUGUUAAGGUGGAACACUGGAUGAGAGUGGAAUCUCUUAAAAUUGCCCAGGCUGGCACUGAACUUUGACUCCUGCCUCAGCCUCCUGGAGCUGGUGUUAUAGGUCUGUGCCACUAAGCCCAGCCUAUGGGGCUUACUCACUGCCAGUAUGAGAAGUCUAGAAAAACUUCCACAGGGGCCUGGAAGAUGUUAUUUCCAUAACCACUUCCAAGAAGUAGAUUAAAAGUAGUUGCUUUAAAAAAAG